AUGAUAGCGAUGGCUCUGGAGAUGUUGCGUCCACGUGUUGAAGCUAUAUCAGCAGAAGCGAAAAGGACCAUAUGUCAAAAUGUCCUACUUCCUCUGAUUGAACGCUCUACUUUCGACAAAAUCAUCGACGUAGUACUGCGUGUUGUCUCCGAACUCGUCGUUACACAUCGGGACGAGAACUGUGCGAAUCCAGGUCUUCCCUUGCUUGUGCGUUUGCAGAGUGUGGUUGAAAAGCGAUACAGAACCAACGGCGAACUGAUGAAAAUGUUCUUGAAAGUCGUGCUGUUUGUGUUCGAACAUCCACUUCUGCUUACCUCAGAUUACGCCGAAAAGUUGGAGGACGCUUUUCACUGGGGUUUAACCGCACAGGUACUAAUUACAUGA
Cooperia oncophora is the source of this 384-nucleotide messenger RNA. NCBI's taxonomy places the organism in Eukaryota, Metazoa, Nematoda, Chromadorea, Rhabditida, Trichostrongylidae. The record is from the annotation of a GenBank genome assembly.